Lathyrus oleraceus (garden pea) is the source of this 1539-nucleotide messenger RNA. RefSeq lists its product as uncharacterized. Gene Ontology annotation, biological process: DNA integration. Bases 1 to 1539 code for a protein of 512 amino acids. Gene Ontology annotation, molecular function: nucleic acid binding. The record is from RefSeq and is a predicted model, not a curated record. The transcript has 8 exons. Lineage: Eukaryota; Viridiplantae; Streptophyta; Magnoliopsida; Fabales; Fabaceae.
AUGAAACACCCCUUGGAAGAGAAUUCUGUUUUUCAUAUGGAAUUGAUAUCUGAGCUGAUUGAUGCUGCCUUGCAGCCUGAUACAUUUCCUACAGGUGAAGUUGUUGUCGAUGAAGCUGUUUUUGCAGAAGACAAGCUUUUGCAGGUUUUAAAGAAGCACAAGAAGGCAAUCGGGUGGACAUUAGCCGACCUCCCAGGUGUUAGUCUGUCGAUGUGCAUGUACAAGAUAUUACCUGAGGACGGAGCAAAAACAGUAAGGCAUCCCCAAAGGAGGCUUAAUCCUUUGAUUCUUGAUGUUGUGAAGAAGGAGGUAACCAAACUCUUGCAAGCAGGUGUCAUUUAUCCUAUCUCUGACAGUAAAUGGGUUACUUUCAUAUUCAUAUUGCACCGAAAGAUCAAGAGAAGACCACUUUUACUUGUCCCUUCGGGAAUUGUAUUGGGUCACAUAAUUUCAGAAAAAGGAAUUUUUGUUGACCCUGCUAAAAUAGAUGUGAUUUCUAUACUGCCUUACCCUUCUUGCGUUCACGAGAUUCGUUCUUUUCUUGGUCAUAAAGCAUUGACCUCCGCUCCCAUAAUCCAACCACCGGACUGGACCCUCCCUUUUGAGAUUAUGUUUGAUGCGUCUAAUUAUGUUGGUGGGGAUGUCCUUGCACAAAGGGUUGACAGGGUUUCCCAUGUUGUUUACUAUGCUUCUAGAACUUUAGAUUCCGCACAAUCAAAUUACACUACCACUGAAAAAGAACUGCUAGCUAUUGUUUUUGCUCUUGAGAAAUUCAGAUCAUAUUUUCUAGGUUCCAAGAAGUCGGAUGCAAAACCGAGAUUGAUUCGGUGGAUGUUGUUUCUCCAAGAAUUUAAUGUUGAGAUUAAAGACAAAAGUGGAGCUGAGAACUUAGUGGCUGACCACUUGAGCAGGAUAGAGAGAGAUGCAGAUCCUUUUCCUAUUCAGGAUGACUUUCCUGAUGAGCAGCUUUUUCUUUUGCAUGGGAUUACACCUUGGUUUGUUGACAUUGUUAAUUUUCUUGUUGCUGGUGUUUUUCCUAUAGGUGUAUCUAUAUCACAGAUUCACAAACCCAAGAGUGAUGCCAAAUAUUAUGUUUGGGAUGAUCCAUAUCUUUGGAAGUUUGGUAGUAAUCAGGAUGCUUAUGAGACUUACCGCACUUGUAAAGAGUGCCAGAUAACAGGUACAAACAUCACUUGCAAGAGUGAAAUGCCUCAGCAGCCUAUGCUUUUCUGUGAGGUAUUUGAUGUAUGGGGAAUCGACUUCAUGGGUCCCUUUCUUGUAUCAUUUGGUUUCCUUUACAUUUUGCUUGCUGUUGAUUAUGUUUCAAAGUGGGUGGAAGUUAUCCCCAAUAGGACUAAUGAUUCUAGAGUUGUUGCAUAUUUUGUCGGGUCUAAUAUCUUUUACAGGUUUGGAAUACCACGAGCUAUCAUAAGUGACCAAGGCACUCAUUUCUGUAACCGCACCAUGGAAGCUUUGCUCCGGAAGUAUGGAGUCGUGCACAGAGUCUCUACUGCAUAUCACCCACAAACUAAUGGGUAA